AUGUCUGUCUUCGCUUAUGAUUAUGAGAAGUUGCAAGUCAUGAAAGCCAAAACCAUGUACGUCAUGGUCGAGGACCUGGACUUGGGCCAGGGGCCGAUGAAGUUGCUGUUCCUGACAAAUUCGCAAGCGGAUUCCAUCAGCAGCAGUUCACAGACCUUGCAGAAGAUGUUGCAAGCCCUCGAGAUUCCUACGCCCAAACUGGUGAUCAACUUGCUGAACUCUUGGGGAUUGCGUGCGUCAUUGAACCUUUUCCCAGCAUCUAAAUACAACCUUCGCAUGAACCCCGGCAUCUUCUACGACUCACCCCCGUUCCUGAGGCCGAAUGACGAGCUGGAGUCCAUGGAGAAGUUUGACAUGUUCAUGUCGGAUGUAAUUCUGCCUCUGGCAGCCUCCACAAAUGCCGUUAUUCUGGCCAAUGCAAUACCCGGAGAUUGUGCACUGGCUGGAGCACUUGCGCGCUCCUACAGAUUGCACCGCGCUACAUGGGGAAGUCCACCGCCUUUCACGAUUCUGUCGCUAGCAGGAAGCACUCCACGCCUUUAUCUCAAUCCAGAUCAGGGUGCGUAUUGGAGGUCGCUUUGCCGGAAGUCAAAGUCAUGGACUGCCAGGGAUCCGUUCAUCCUGGAGACAAUCCAGACCCAUGGUUACUUUAGGUCGAAACUGGGCCAAUGUGAUUGCACGCAUGACAUAGAUCCCGACACUCGAUACCUGUUUCUGGUGGAUUCCGUGAAGACGAACGGCGAAGGGUUCACUACAAAUCCAUCGCAGUCCCUGCGCACAGAGCUUGUUCGGUUCUUGGCAAGCACCUUGCCCUCUUUUGUCAUGAAGACCGGGCAUGCGGAGAAGUUCGCCAACGAUGAGAAGACUUUCCAGGCUUGCUUGGACCAGGCCAAUGCUGGCGUGGAAGUGCUGCUUCUGGACCUCCGGAAGCGGCCCGAAAUAGGAUUAACUUCUGAAGCCAGCUUGUCGAGAGCGCAAUACAUCGAGGCAGCUUGGCGGAGUUUUGAGAACAUCUGCGACGAGCUGCGAACUCACAACCUCUGUGACUCCCUGGAUGCAUGUAGUGUGGCUUACGCUCACCAGUUCCUCUUUGGAAGUAUGGAGGAAGGUGGCCCAAGAUCACGGAUGAAGCGGAAGGAGCGAGCCAUUCCUCUACAUGAAGCCAUUCGCUUGGCAAGGGAGGACAGGUUCAACCAUCGCGUCAGCCCCGAAACAGACACAGGAGCACAGUUGGCAUCAGAUGCGCAAGUCAUGGAUAUCGCCCAACAGCUUGCCAGGCGCACCUACCAGGACUGUUUCGAUUUGCUGCCACAGUUAGAACAAACCGAUGCCAAUCGUGACUAUUACUUUCACAAGAAGGCCGGGCAGCUGACCUCGUGUAUCAGAGCCUUGCUGUUGAAUCCGAAGCUUCGAUCCGUGAAUAUCCAUAAUCUCGACGAUGCACGCCGCACUGUGAAUCAGAUGGUCCAGUCUGACAGCUUGCCCAAGAAGAACUCGCUGGAAGGGCUGCUGCUGUUGCAGCAGGCCUGGGACGAAGUUGACAUUGCAAAUCACCUCGCGUGGCAGUACAAGGUGUUUUGCAAGUUCCUGUAUCUGACACAGCUGCUGUUGGCUUGGCUGGUGAUUCUAGCAUCGCAAGUUGACAAAGCCUGGCUAGACAUCAGCUUUUCAGAUACGGUUUUCAUCCUGGCCAUUCUUGGUGGUGCGGCGGUGUCUAUUGAAGGGAUCUUCACACCUAAACCGAAGUGGCAAGCACUGCGUUGCGGAAACCUAAGUUUGGUAUCCAUCAUUUGGCGUUACCGAACGCGGGUUGGCCAGUUUCGGCUAGCUCCGGGUGUAGAUCCCCGCCAGCCAGAACUGGCUUUGUGCAAGUUGCUGAACGACUGGGCUGAAGACUUGAUGUCGUCAGCAGAUCUCAAGCGCAGCGUGUGGAGCAAGAACUUUCCUGCUUAUGUUUACCGGCACCAGCAGUGCUCUGGCAGUCUUGGUUCUUCUCAGGGCAGCAGCGCAUUGCAUGAGAGAGUUGCUGUGGAUGACCAUUUCUCACCGGUUCAGCCGGAUUUGUACAUUCAGUUUCGUAUGCUGGAGAGGAAAAGCUGGUACCAACAGAGGAUUCCCACGUACUCCAACCACGUCUUCGCCUUCAAGCUGCUAAUCCUUGUGUGUACCGUUGCUUGCUCCGUCCUGGCGCGGUUUGAGCAGCCCGUUGCAUUGGUCGUUGUUACAGCGUCAGCAUCCGCUGCCACCACCUGGGCAGAGUUUGUUGGUGCCGGGAGCAAGGUGGAACGAUACACGCGUGCAGUGCGUUCCAUCACCUGUCUGCUGAAUUGGUGGAAGAACCUGAGUGAGGUGGAGAAGGCCUCCACCGAGAACAUCUCACGCCUGGUUCUUGAAACUGAACAGAUUGUGGGGGAUGAGAAACUCGGUGGAGCUUUGGGAAACUUGUUGACUUCCCGUAUGAACCUAGAUAUAAACCCUAAACCCUAA
Messenger RNA from Symbiodinium necroappetens, 2487 nucleotides. The record is from the annotation of a GenBank genome assembly. Lineage: Eukaryota; Dinophyceae; Suessiales; Symbiodiniaceae.